Molecule: messenger RNA, 1480 nt
Organism: Lampris incognitus (smalleye Pacific opah)
Lineage: Eukaryota; Metazoa; Chordata; Actinopteri; Lampriformes; Lampridae
Gene: vsig8b
Product: V-set and immunoglobulin domain containing 8b
Source: RefSeq, a predicted model, not a curated record
GUAUCCACCAGCAUGAAGCUCCCCCUCGCCGUGCUGCUCCUCCUGACGAGUCAUCUGGAGACGGAUUUUACGGAGGCGAUGCAGGUGACCUCCACGGGCCCGCAGACCAUCCAGCAGCCCCAGGGGGACAAGGUGACUUUGGGCUGCACCUACACGCCGGGCCCCUCGGACACGGGGGAACUCGACAUCGAAUGGUCCAACCUCAGCCCAGACAUGACCCAGAAGGACCAGCUGAUCUUAUCGUACACAGGGGGCCAGACGCUCCACUACGGCGACCCCAGUCUCUCCAAAAGAGUGGCCUUCACGGGGGACCCCAAGCUGGGAGACGCCUCCAUCACCAUCUCCGACGUGAGGGCCUCGGACACGGCCACCUACCAGUGUAAAGUCAAAAAGGCGCCGGGCGUUGACAUGAGGAAAGUCACUCUGGUAGUGAUGGGUACGAAUUCUUAACCUGCGCCCGGUCGGUGCCCAAAUGCUGGGUUGAAGGCGGCGAGGAGAAGGGGGAGCACGGUCUCCCUCCGCUGCAAAUCCUUCCAGGGGUCCACUCCUUUGAGCUACGUGUGGAGGAGGGAGAGCGGAGGCGCCAUCCCGCCCACUGCGACUCAAGACCCGCAGACCGGGGAGCUCUCGAUAAGGAAUCAUUCGGAGAGCUAUAUUGGGAAUUAUGUCUGCGAAGCGAGGAAUGCUGUUGGCAAAGAGCGGUGUAAAUACACACUGUAUGCAUACAACCCCACCAGCAAAGCGGGUGUCAUAGUGGGGGCGGUAAUGGGCGCUCUGCUGCUGCUACUCCUCCUCCUGCUUCUCGUCUGGCUCCUGAUUUGCUGCUGCCACAAGCGACGCUACGAGAAGGAGGUGGCCAACGAGAUCAGGGAGGACGUCCCGGCCCCGGAGAGCCGGCCUACGAGCAGGAGCUCGAGCUUCCGCUCGGUGUUGAGGUACCAACCACACUCCAGCAUAGCCUACAGCUUGGCGAGGAAAGGCCAGCUCCAUCGGACGGAGUCCGGCCAAAGCGGCCUCCGCAACGGCAACAGUGGCACACGGCAGCCGAGCUCUAGCGGUCAAAGUCCUCCACCGCUCAAAUAUGACAGUAGAUACGGGUACCCCGUAUAACGGCAGAGAUGUGGGGGUUCCCAAAUGCAGACCCACCUUCACUUGAUAGACAUUUUACCUUCAGUAUGGAACUAUAUCUCGUUAGAAUAUUGACACAACUGGUGCAGUCCCAGAUAGCAUCCGGAUGUGGGCCACCUCAGGCAAUGAUGCGGCACUGAAUGGCCUUCUUCUGGCCCUGACAACAUGGAUGUGAGCCUGAAGUGGCCCACGUGUAUCAUAGCAAAUAUGGCCCAAAUAUGCCAAAUCAGAUGUGGGCCUUUUUUGGCAAAGAUGCGGUGCUCUGGGCAACAUGUCAUCUGGAUGUGACCCUGAAGUGGCCCAUGUAGUAAAUGGUGAAUAUGGCCCAAAUAAAUAUGGGCCACCUUUGGCA